AUGUCAACAACCGCAGACAAGAUCAAGGCCAUCGAGGAUGAGAUGGCUAAGACCCAGAAGAACAAGGCCACAGAGUUCCACUUGGGUCAAUUGAAGGCUAAGCUCGCGAAACUCAGACGUGAACUUCUCACUCCAACCGGAGGAGGAGGAGGUGGUGGUGUUGGUUUCGAUGUUGCCAAAACUGGGAUCGCCACGGUGGGGUUUGUUGGGUUCCCAUCGGUUGGUAAGUCUACUCUUCUUUCAAAGUUGACCGGGACACAUUCGGAAGCCGCUGCGUACGAGUUCACCACUUUGACCACGGUUCCUGGGACAAUUAAGUAUAAAGGGGCCAAGAUCCAAAUGUUGGAUUUACCGGGGAUCAUUGAAGGGGCCAAGGACGGUAGAGGGCGUGGUAAACAAGUCAUUGCUGUGACGCGAACCUGUAACUUGUUGUUUAUUGUUUUGGAUGUGAAUAAGCCACUUAAACAUAAACAAAUCAUUGAGUACGAAUUGGAAGGGUUUGGAAUUAGAAUCAACAAGACCCCUCCAGACAUUUUGUUGAAGAAGAAAGAAAAGGGGGGAAUUAAUAUUACCAAUACCGUUCCGUUGACUAGAUUGACAAAAGAUGAAAUCCGCGCGGUCAUGACCGAGUACAGAUUGAACUCUGCUGACAUUCAGUUCAGAUGUGAUGCCACCGUUGAUGAUUUGAUCGACGUCAUUGAAGCCAAGAAUAGAAAAUACCUUCCUGCGGUUUAUGUGUUGAAUAAGAUCGACUCCUUCAGUAUCCAAGAAUUGGAGUUGAUGUACAAGAUCCCAAAUGCUGUUCCAAUCUCCUCAGGUAAAGGAUGGAACUUGGAUGAUUUGUUAGAGAUGAUGUGGGACAGAUUGAACUUGGUACGUGCUUACACAAAGCCAAAGGGACGUUUACCGGACUUUAAUGAACCAGUGGUUUUGAAGAAUGGGAACUCUAGCAUUGAAGAUUUCUGUAAAAGUAUCCACAAGAGUUUGGUGGAUGAUUUCAAGACUGCUUUGGUGUAUGGUAGCAGUGUCAAACAUCAACCGCAAUAUGUUGGUUUAAGUCAUGUAUUACAAGAUGAAGAUGUGGUUACUAUUUUGAAGAAAUGA
This is a messenger RNA of Saccharomycopsis crataegensis, 1104 nucleotides long. RefSeq names its product GTP-binding protein RBG1 (gene RBG1). Gene Ontology annotation, molecular function: GTP binding; GTPase activity. The transcript has a single exon. Gene Ontology annotation, cellular component: cytoplasm. Bases 1 to 1104 code for a protein of 367 amino acids. The record is from RefSeq and is a predicted model, not a curated record. NCBI's taxonomy places the organism in Eukaryota, Fungi, Ascomycota, Saccharomycetes, Ascoideales, Saccharomycopsidaceae. Gene Ontology annotation, biological process: cytoplasmic translation.